Molecule: messenger RNA, 2609 nt
Organism: Meriones unguiculatus (Mongolian gerbil)
Lineage: Eukaryota; Metazoa; Chordata; Mammalia; Rodentia; Muridae
Gene: Fgf5
Product: fibroblast growth factor 5
Exons: 3
Coding region: 394-1179 (261 amino acids)
Biological process (GO): cell differentiation; positive regulation of protein phosphorylation; animal organ morphogenesis
Cellular component (GO): cytoplasm
Molecular function (GO): growth factor activity; fibroblast growth factor receptor binding
Source: RefSeq, a predicted model, not a curated record
GCUCCUCCAGCGUCCCGGGGGGGGGGGCGGCUUCUGAAGGCAAGACACCUCCUCCCACUCCCGGGAUGGCUUCUCCCUCCUCCUUCACACCCCCGCCUCCGGGACCACGGCGCUCCCUCCCCGCACCGGCCAGUGAGUACACAAAGCGGCGGGUGAGGGGAAGCUUCGCAGGCGUGCACGGAGCAGUGAGAUCACUGGCGUUAUAAAUAUCCCAGUGCCAGCGUCGAGAUCCGCUCGGGUGGCCUCUCUCUCCCCCUCUCCCUCUCCCUUCCCCGAGGCUAUGUCCACCCAGUGCGGCGAGGGAGGCAGCGCCAGAGGCACGCAGCCGCGCGGGGGCUACGGAGCCCGGAGCCAGCCCUGCAAGAUGCGCUUAGGACCCCCGCGGCCGGAAGAAUGAGCUUGUCCUUGCUCUUCCUCCUCUUCUGCAGCCACCUGAUCCUCAGCGCUUGGGCUCACGGGGAGAAGCGUCUCACACCCGAAGGGCAACCGGCGGCUCCCAGGAACCCGGGCGACUCUAGCGGCAGCCGGGGCAGAAGUAGCGCGACGUCUUCUGCCUCCUUCCCAGCCGCGGCUUCCCCGGGCAGUCAGGGAAGCGGCCCGGAGCACAGCAGUUUCCAGUGGAGCCCUUCGGGGCGCCGGACCGGCAGCCUGUACUGCAGAGUGGGCAUCGGGUUCCAUCUGCAGAUCUACCCGGAUGGCAAAGUCAACGGCUCCCACGAAGCCAGUGUCUUAAGUAUUUUGGAAAUAUUUGCUGUGUCUCAGGGGAUUGUAGGAAUACGAGGAGUUUUCAGCAACAAAUUUUUAGCGAUGUCAAAAAAAGGAAAACUCCAUGCAAGUGCCAAAUUCACAGACGACUGUAAGUUCAGGGAGAGAUUUCAAGAAAACAGCUAUAAUACCUACGCGUCAGCAAUCCACAGAACUGAAAAGACAGGGCGGGAGUGGUACGUGGCCCUGAAUAAGAGAGGGAAAGCCAAGAGAGGCUGCAGCCCGCGGGUCAAACCCCAGCACGUAUCCACCCACUUCCUACCCAGGUUCAAGCAGUCGGAGCAACCCGAACUUUCCUUCACCGUCACCGUUCCAGAAAAGAAAAAGCCACCCGUGAAACCAAAGGUCCCCCUGUCACCGCCUCGCAGAAACCCCGCCCCAGUGAAGUACAGACUGAAGUUUCGCUUUGGAUGAUGCCCAUCGGGGGCCUUGUGGGAAACCACUUUGCCACCUCAGGACCUACAGGCGUCAUCGCAACCCUGAAGGAAACGUUCGGACACAGUGCCCCUCCUCUGUGCUUACACGCGUGGAAGUUGGGUCGUAUGUAGUUCACUUCGACUGGAACAAAACUGCUUUUUUAAAUUUUUAAAUAGACACAGGAGCGGGAUUCCCUGCAGCGACCCAGGAAGCACACCUCUUCAAGCUGAGUAAGGUAUAAUGGCUUCGCGAUUAGUGGAUGUUUAGCGUUCUGCGUCGUUCAGAACGUUCAAUGGCCAAGACUAUGUAUUUUUCUGACUUUUGCAGAUCAACCUGAAAGAACAUACAUGAUGCAUUUUUAUUUUUGUUUUCCAAAGAAUAUUUUGAUGCAGAUAAAAUAUUUUAUAAACUUUUUUUAAGGUACCUCUACAUUGAGCAUAUUUUCUUACUUUUAUUAUUUUAAUUAACGUGCCACAAGCCAGUUUAUUGCUGUUCAUGGAUUAUAAACAUUUUGAUAGCCUGUCUGGUAGCACAUGGAUCUCCUUUGCAUUUUUCUCUUCACUGCAUUGUUUACUUCAUUUUAGUCAUACCUCAAGUCGUGGGCGUUUAGUUCUGCAUUUUUUGAAGUGUUGAAAUGUCCCUCCAGAGUCCCAAAGGCUUGGCUUGGCGGUGUGUACUGUGUAUAAAGUCAUGGCAUUAUGUGGGAUCCUACCGCGUUAGUGGCUGGGCUCUCACAGCUAGAAGGAGGAAAACAGGCAGACAUGUCUGAUGGAUUUAAAGGUUGGACGUAAAGAAAAGGACGGAGGCAAAAGUGCGCUUAGUGUAACAGCAUCCAAGGAGGACGAACUCUUGUCUCUUUUGCUUCUCCUUUUAUCUAAUCCCUGCCCCCAUUUGGGAAGACCUGAAGGAAAUACAUUUUAUUCCGCCCAUCAAGCAUACACUAAGAAACUGGAGUGCUUAAAAAUACUUCUUUAACCCUCUGUUAUCCUUACUGUAUGGACCCACAGGGAGAAAUGAAUCAGGGUGUGUGUGUGUGUGUGUGUGUGUGUGUGUGUCUGUGUAACUGAAAGAGAUGAAUCACUUACCAGGCGUUCAUGUCAAAUCUCCCGGUCAAAAAUACUUCUAUUAGUCAGUCAAACAGCCUUUGUGCUUUCUAUCCUAAAGAUAAUGAGUGUGGCCAGGGCAUCUGCUCUGUAAUAAGAAGACCCGGAUGUGUCUUAGAAACCUCAAGGAGCUCAAUUUGCAAAUUUGAUGAGUUGAAAAUGACACUUCAUUCUCAACCCAAGUAUCAAACACUGAAUGGAUUAUCACAGCAAGUUUAACUUACAAAGUUACACAAUUUAUUUUCCUGGAUAAUCAUUUUUAUGGAGAUCUAUGAAAUACAAGUGUUCAUCUUAUAUUUGUAAAUGCUGCAAUAAAAAGGUGGA